Messenger RNA from Symbiodinium necroappetens, 444 nucleotides. Lineage: Eukaryota; Dinophyceae; Suessiales; Symbiodiniaceae. The record is from the annotation of a GenBank genome assembly.
UGCUAUGCGUACCGGGCCAUUCACUUGGAGCGGGGUGGUGCGGAGGAGGUGCGCAGGGAGUGCCGCGGCGGCAGCUCCAGCGAGCCAAGUCGUCUGCUGUUGGGAGGGCGCUCGGCGCUCCAAACGCUGCCGACACCAAGGCAGAAGGCCGCCGUGGAGGCUCUGCUUACCUGGAUGGCGCGCUCCAGGAGCGGGGUGGUAGAUCACCACGGGGACUUCAACGACGGUGCGGAGGAGGCGUCAGAAGCUCUCCUGGACACGAAUGACACAACGCAGAAGCUAUGUCGGGAGGCGCAAGCCGGCGAGCCCGGCACCGAAGCCCAGAAGGCAUGCGGCAUGCAGCCUUCCGAUGCCGGCUCCCUGAAGCCAGGGCCCGUGGGCUGGCUCCGGAAGCUGCCGAAAGGAGAGGAGAAUCCCCCUCCCCCGAAGCGCCGGAGAAUCUGA